Messenger RNA from Penaeus chinensis, 3050 nucleotides. RefSeq names its product transcription factor Sp9-like. Gene Ontology annotation, molecular function: RNA polymerase II cis-regulatory region sequence-specific DNA binding; DNA-binding transcription factor activity, RNA polymerase II-specific. The transcript is spliced from 3 exons. Gene Ontology annotation, biological process: regulation of transcription by RNA polymerase II. Lineage: Eukaryota; Metazoa; Arthropoda; Malacostraca; Decapoda; Penaeidae. The record is from RefSeq and is a predicted model, not a curated record. The coding region runs from base 666 to 2081 and encodes 471 amino acids.
UGCAGGGUGCAGCAGGUCCUGGUGGUGGCGGUGGCGGCGGCCCUCAUCACUGUCGCAGUCGCCUCGCGGUGGUGAUCGCUGGUGUGGUGUGUCGGUGUCGGAGGUGAUGCGGCUCUGGCUCGCGCGGUGGUGGAGGGCCUGCGCCGAUACAUGGUCACCCUGUCGAGGGGGAGAGCCACUUCAAGAGAGACUUGUCGCUAUCUAAAAAAAGUGUCUUGACCACGACCCACCCAACCCCCUCUUGUCGACCUCGUUUCCCCCCUUUUGCAACACUUAUGGUGCCUUUUGUAAGAGUGUUAGUCACUCUGGCUUUACAUGUACAGGAAAUUAAUUGGUGAUUUUUCUCGCGUAACUCAGCCGAGCCUCGACCUCAGUGCAUGGCCCUCGGUAACAAAAGUGCAGUGAACAAAGUAUAGUUGCUGUGUGGUGGUGAAGAGUUUUCGUGCCGGCGGUAACAGUCCAAGCAGUCUGUCCCAAGGUGGGGACAGGUGUUAUCUGAGUCAUCUCUGAGAGUGUGUGUGGGGUUAUCGUAAGCCCAAACCCCCACCAACAGCCAUCCCCGAGGAACAAAGAUAUUAAAGCUUGUGUGUGCGUGUGUGUGUGUCGGCGGGCCACAGACAGGAUUUAUUCAGCACUAACCUCUGUUAUCUCCCGCCUGAUACGACAUGGACCGAAAGUCCCUGCCUCCGAGCGUGAUUCCACAGCAGGCAAAGGACCAUCCGUCCCUUCGCGGGACACCACUGGCGAUGCUCGCCGCACAGUGCAACAAACUGACCAGCAAGAGUCCGCCGCCCUUAGCAGACGCCGCCGUGGGCAAGGGAUUCCACCCGUGGAAGAAGAGUCCGGUCGGGACAGCGCCGGGGUCGGGGGGCGGAGCCUCUGGCGUGGGCACGGGGCAGAGGUCAGGCCCCGCCUCCGUGGCCAGUGGUGGUCACGGGACAGCCUCUUCGUCCACCAGUUACCAGCGUCCAGCCGUGACGACCAGUGCGACCUGCUCCUAUCCCCAGCCCUCCGACUUGUACUUUCCCGCUGCGUCCGCGUCCGGAGGUCAGACGGACUCUGCCCAGGCGGCGCUCUUGUCCAAGGUUGACGGGUCUUCACACAUCCCCGCCAUGAGCUCUAUGUACUCCCGGGUGGCGGGUGUCACACACCCCUACGAGUCGUGGCCCUUCAACAGCAUGGCCGGGGCCGCCUCGGCCAUCAAGCCCGAAGUGUCCGCGGUCAACUCGCUCAACACGACCAGCUGGUGGGAUGUGCAUAGUGCGGCUGCGGCCUCCGCUGGCUCGUGGCUCGACAUGUCCGGCGCCACGUCCGCCGGCCUGACCGGGGUGGCCGGCAUGUCCCAGAUGGCUAACUACCCGGCCAGCGACUACUCCACGCUCUCCCACACGCUGGCCGCCUCCAACACGGCACACCUCCUGUCCUCAGGCCAGCACUUGUUGCAGGACACGUACAAAUCUAUGCUCCCCACGCAGGGGAUGGCUCCCGCCAUGGGCUCCCCCUUCGGCCUGGGCCAGCCCACCUUGCCACAGGUACCCUCUCCACGCUCCCAGCGGCGGUACACGGGGCGAGCCACCUGCGACUGCCCCAACUGCCAGGAAGCUGACCGUCUGGGGCCAGCUGGGGCACAUCUCCGGAAAAGGAACAUCCACUCGUGCCAUAUCCCGGGCUGCGGAAAGGUCUACGGCAAGACGUCCCACCUGAAGGCGCAUCUCCGCUGGCACACUGGUGAGCGCCCUUUCGUUUGCAACUGGCUUUUUUGCGGGAAAAGGUUCACGCGCUCAGAUGAACUACAGCGUCAUCUCCGAACCCACACAGGUGAGAAGCGGUUUGCGUGUCCUGUGUGCAACAAGCGGUUCAUGCGGUCGGACCAUCUGAGCAAGCACGUCAAGACCCACAACGCCUGCAGCGCCGGCAAGAAGAACAGCGACGGCAGCGAGUGCGACAGCGAGAACAGCCAGAGCGAGCCGCCCUCCGUGUCCUCUCCUGCCUCCAUCAGCACGCCGCCCAUCAACACGCCCACCACGCCCACUGCCCAGGCGAUGAGUCCGCCCGCGCCAGACCUCAAGCCCAUUGUGUGAGGGGACUGGAUCGUGGGCGGCCUCAUGACCUCUCCAGGCUCCUCCCAGCAGCGGCUGCAACGCCCAGCGCCUCUCGGCCGCAUGGGCGGGCAGGCAGCUUCAGCAGCAGGGUGUGGAGGGGCGCCUGCCGUGGGCUGCUCACCCCCUUUGUGAUAGUGGGCGUCCCCGCGGCGCCCGUGGUGGUGGAGCGUGGGUGUCCCAGGCCGGGUGCUGGGCACGUUCCGGCUGCCAGGCCUGGGUGCCAGGCUGGGUACGGCAAGCAUGCCUGCCCCACCACUCACCGCGUCAGCAUGUGCCAAAUCUUGCGCCCCUCUUGAGCCCCCGUGUAAAGUGUCUAUAGUGUUUACUUAUGUAAGGUGACUCUUAAACUAACUAUGAUAAUGGGCAUUUGUACCAGUGUUUGUCAGUGUAUAGGUCCAUCUCUUUAUUUCUUUAUGUUGAUAUACAAUAACACAUUUUAUUUUUACACACUUUGUAUUUUAUUAACUCCACCUUACGUUGCACUAACGAGGUCGUCCAGUACCGACACAGUGUCAUAUAAAGUCCCAAGGCAGUUCCCGAGUGCCUCACACGCCUGUGAUCUCGGUCAGUGUGGCGUGUGUGUGACCCCGGAGGGCGGGCGUGCCCCCCUCCCCCUCGUCGACUUUCUUGUGUCCCUUCUCCGCCCACCUCAAGGCCGAGAGCCUGUGCUGAAAGGUAGGCCUAUGUGAAACAACUUUAUUCAAGGUGUGUUGUGUGCUUGGUGACGCUACAAUCAUCUACUGUUAUUUCUUUGUGAUUGCUAAGGUUAGGCGAAUUGUAUAUGUUACCCACUUUGAUCAUGAUUUUACUGUUAUGUGUAUCGUAUAUGUCUUCUCUGGUUUGUCGUUGUAAAGUACUCAUCUUGGUGAGAAAUGUAUAAAAUGAAGAAAAAUACCAAUAUAUGUGAUACAAAUAUUGCCUUAUAGAAUAAAAUCAGAUAAAAUGAAA